Limanda limanda (common dab) is the source of this 1587-nucleotide messenger RNA. RefSeq names its product ankyrin repeat domain 34C (gene ankrd34c). The transcript has a single exon. The record is from RefSeq and is a predicted model, not a curated record. Gene Ontology annotation, molecular function: protein binding. Lineage: Eukaryota; Metazoa; Chordata; Actinopteri; Pleuronectiformes; Pleuronectidae. Bases 1 to 1587 code for a protein of 528 amino acids.
AUGGCCGACAUCAUGGAGCUGCGGACUGAUGGAAACUCGCUCCUGAAGGCAGUAUGGCUCAGACGCUUGAGACUCACCCGGCUCCUGUUGGAAGGAGGUGCCUAUAUCAAUGAGAGCAAUGAACGAGGAGAGACGCCACUCAUGGUGGCCUGCAUGUCCACGCACACCGACCAGCAGAGUGUGAGCAAGGCAAAGCUGGUGAGGUAUUUGCUGGACAACCAGGCAGACCCCAACAUACAGGACAAAAUAGGCAAGACAGCUCUGAUGCAAGCCUGCAUCCACAGGGCUGGACAUGAGGUGGUGGAUCACCUGCUGAGCGACGGAGCUGAUCCGAGUCUGGAGGACAGGAGUGGAGCCUCAGCCCUGGUCUAUGCCAUCAAUGCAGAUCAUAAGGAGACACUGAAGCUGCUCCUGGAUGCAUGCAAAGCUAAAGGCAAGGAGGUCAUCAUCAUCACCACAGACAAGUCACCUUCUGGUACGAAAACUACCAAACAAUACCUGAAUGUCCCCCCAUCACCAGGGCUGGUUGAGAGGUCCUCCCCAGCAUACUGCACCUCUCCCUCUGAUAUUGACGUUAGUGCAUCUCCCAAUCCUGAGCAAGAGCAACAAAAUACGGUCUUCAGUUUUCAGACAAAGCUGAAAACUUCUAGUUCUGCUGCCAAGCUUCCCAGCGGGCCCACGUCUCCAACACGGAGACCUGUGAACCCCAAACGUGCACGUUUGCCUCAGCUGAAAAGGCUCCAGUCGGAGCCUUGGGGGCUAAUUGCUCCCUCAGUCCUGGCCGCAGCCGCUGCCCAAGAGGAGAGCAAGAAAUCAACCUCUGAGGAGGAUGUUGUGUCAGGGGUAAACGGACUCUCUCUGAGUAAGAGAUCGGUUUUAUCUCGACAGAACAGUGUGGAUGGGAAAGAAAGUUUAUUCCCACUGGUAGGUGAACAGGCCUGCAAAAUGACAACAUCGCAGUCGGGUCCUUCAUUGUCUAAGGCAUCAUAUGAGAGGUCUCUAAACCAGCACCAGCCCCUGGCACGGCGCAGUACUGUACCCACAGAGCCGGACAGCAGCAGCUGCAGCAGUGGAGUAGCCAAUCUGAGAGACACAAUGCACAGGAGACGUCUGGGGAACGAUCAUUAUGAUUCAGACUCACAGCUCUAUUCAGACUCUGCGAUGUUAGACUCUCCUAAGGUCCCCGUGGAGCGAAGAAAACUAAACACUUCUCCUCUAGCAAUGCUGACCAGCUCCAGAGAGUCUCUCGACAGCAACACCAGCACAUCCUCUCCCAGCACAGCACGCAGACGUGCACCCGGCCUCCUGGAGAGGAGAGGCUCGGGCACGCUGCUGUUGGACCACAUCUCUCACACCAGGCCCGGGUUCUUGCCCCCUCUCAACUUCAACCCCAACCCUCCCAUCCCUGACAUCGGGGCCUGCAAGCCCUCCUCACCUCUCUCCACAGGUAUUAGAUCUAUAGCUCCAGUAGCACCGAGCACACCAAAGAGAGGCGGCCUCCAUUCCAAGAAGAAACUGAUAAGAAGGCACUCUAUGCAAGUAGAGCAGAUGAAGCAGCUUUCGGAUUUUGAAGAGCUGGCUCAUUAG